GCGCUAAAGAAUCUCGAGAAUUAAUAUGACAAUUUCUUUUUAUUAUUCGCGUGAACGUUCGCACUAUCUUGAAUAUUCAGGGUAUCAUUCCAACGCACUGUAGCAGUAGUACGUUCGCAAAAGAAACGAACGUACAUUGUCGAAAGAAUUAUAGAUAGAUCUGUACAUGCUGUUUGAAAAAAAAAAGCAAAAAUAUUUACAUAAACAUAUAUGAGAAUUGAUAUUACAAAAUUGUAAUUGGGAGAUAAUCUGACAGAGAGCCGUAUUCUAUAUAUAGAAACGUAUUGUAUACGGAUCGUUUUUACCGAUCUCGUCGAUUGGCGAUCGUUUAAACGAGGACACGUGCGUAAACUAAAUCGAAGAAGAGAUGUUCACUUGUAAAUAAUAUUCUAUAUAUACAUAUAUAUAUAUAUAUAUAUAAUUGUCCGCGUAGAGAGUUGCUAAUUCCGCUCACUUUUCACGUUAUUUAUUAUAUAUCAAAUCUUUCGUUCCCGAAACCGAGAUUGUUAAACUUUUGAGACGUGACUACCCCCAAUAGAAAAUUCUUCUUAGAGAAAUCUCUUAUCGAAACUAAAAUCUCUCUAUCUCUCUCUCUAUCGUGUCUACUACUUUGAUUACAUAAAGUAUAUGUUGUGAGACAAAAGUUGUAUUAUACUAUUGUUGAAAAAAAAAAAAAAAAAGAACAGAGAAAAAAAAAUAGUAAUAUGUAUAUAUAUAUAAAAAAAUGUCGCGCAGAGCAGAGCGAGAAAGUUUGCCACCCGGGUAUAAACUCGACUUUCAUAAAACUGCAAGUCUUGUGACCAUCGUCGACAACCGUCUGGGAAACAUAAUUACAUACGAUUCUACGUCACGUUAAAUAUAUGUUCAGCAGACGUUAUUGCUAAAUAACAAAGAAAAAGAACUUGCAUCUUUAUAAAAAAAAAAAAUGGUUGUUCCCUGAAAGAAAUCGGUGACAGAGUUAAAACUCGUUUUCUGCUUCAAGUUUUGAGAACGCGCGGGACAUUACUAUUCAGAGACAGAGGUAGAAAAACUGUAAUGUGUAUCUAUAUAUAUAUAUCUUCUAGUUCGAAUUCUGAAACUGAGAUAAAUUAUAUCGGAGAAUCACCACAGGCGCAUGUAUGCAUUGUAUACGUAGUAUUUUUGUAAAUCGUACAUUGACCGACGCGUGCAACAAGGAAGAUUUUAAUUUCUCAUUCUUCCGUUGAAACAAACCAAGAAGAAGAAAAACAAGCUAUUAUAUUAUAAUUUUCAUUAUCUUCGUUUGGUGAACGUACGCUUUACGAAAUAUUACGCGAGAGUGUGAUGUGCGACAUCACACAGGUGGAUACAUUUUUCUCUUGUAUCGGUCAUAUCACUACAACACAUCGAUAUUAUGCGGAGAUUUUUAUUAUAAUAAAGUGUAUAAAAAUAAUUUUUAUGUUUUACACACAAAGACUGAAGCGAAAAAUGUCUUGCGCACGAAGAGCGACCGAUCCGAGAGAACACUUCGGAACACCACCGCGUAUUAUAUAUAUAUAUAUGUGCGUAUUUGUAUUAUAUAAAUUAUAUAUAUAGCCACAUUCUAUAUAUAUAUAUAUAUACAUAUAUAUAUAUACGAUAUAAUGUAUGUGACACGACUGUAUUCGACUGUGCGCUUAUGUAUCGUGUAUGCAUCAGCGGAGGGAAGGGGGGGGAAGUGCUAAUUAGACAAACGUACUAAAGAAACGAGAGAAUAGAUAAUCGAGAGGAUAAAUGGCUCUCUUUAACCUCUGCAAAUCCUCACGAAGAAAUGUUUCCGCAAAGAGAUAAAAAAAAAAUAUUUGUUACAAUAGUCUUUCAUGUAACAUAUUGUUUAUUUUAACACACGUUUAACUGUAAACUGUUACGUUGAUAUUGUUGAAUAGUUGAAUUUUUGACUUGCGUGUGGUUGUCUAUAGUUACAUAUAUAUAUAUAUACAUACUUCAGAUUUUGAUUGGAUUGAUAUAUUCCAGUUGAAAAUAGAUUGACUUAUAUUAAGUUAAUGUAAAAAUAAGCUUCGUGUGAACAACGUUGCAUUCGGAGUAUAAAUAUAUUUGUUGUUGCGUUUUAUGGAUUGUGUGCUAUAAAAUAAGAAUUUAGACACAUGUGUUAUAUUAAAUUUAUUACACAACAUCACACACACACACACACACACACGCCCACGCUUGACACACAAACUGCAAAAACUGAAUAUUUGCCGAAAAUGUACCAACAUAUUUUUACCCCACAAUACAACCCAAAAAAGGAGAGAGAACGAGUUCUCUGUUUCUCUGUGAACGUGAGAGAGUCACAUUAUACCAGACACAAUAAUCCAUUAACGAGCUAGAUUAUCGAGACAAGACACAAAACUCUAUGAUUAAAAUUAGCUGAGUGUAAUCGUAGUGAAUCGCACGUAUGUACGUAUAAGGAUGACACGCAAAUAUGUACGUAACACAAAGGCUGUAAGUAUUUAUUGUAAUCCCUUUUUCGCGUCUGGGAAACAGAGUGCGCGCGGAGAUGAAGCCGCGAUGAAGACAAAGAAAAAAGAAAAAAAAAACAAAACUAACCCACACACAGACGAGACUCUCGAAGAGAACGCGAGAAUACACGGAGUAAAAAGAUACAUAUAAAAAAAAGUUUAUAUGUAAACAACAUAUCAUAUGAAACACCGUAGGCUUAAUGUAGCAAAAAAGAGCAUAGUGUGCUUUAAUAAUUAAGAAACUAUAUUUCACUUUGCACAUGUAAUCGCUAUAUUUGUUUUCUUCAUCAGUUUCAUUAGAAAUGUAAUAUGGAUCUUUUUCAUGCUUUUUUGUUCACCGUUUUUUCUCGGUUGACGAUACGUACUUUUUUAAAUCGACAAAAUUUAAAUACUGCGCGCGCGCAUCGGAAGAAUAUAUUUAAAAAAAAAGAAAAAAAAAACAUCUAAAAACUCGUUUAUAAAAGAUUCUAUAAAUAUUUCGUACGUGAAGAUCAUUAUUUGUUACGAAUAUUCGACGAAACAAUAAUAAAAAGCAAACUAUUGAAAAAAAAAAAAAAAAAAUCGAAUAUAUACAGGAAGACAUUGCUUAUAUAUAUACAUAUAUAUAUAUAUACAGGAAACAACAUUUCUUCUGAAAUAUUCUUCACGCAUUGAAAUAACACGAUGAAUUUUAACGAAGCAUUGCAAUUAGACGCAUAUUUGCGAGUACUUGAUGAAAAAAUGAAAGUUUUGUGUUCGUCGAUAACAAAAACAUUUUAUCGCAAUAAAAUAAAUGUUCUGUGAACACACAAGAUCGCAUUUAAAUAACGCAAUACUGAUUGUUGUUGUGUGUUUUUUUUUGUUUUGUUUUUUCUUUCAUGCGGAUUUUUUCUUUUAAGAGCUCUGCUUUAUUAUAUCUUAUACAUAAAUGCUAUACACGCGUACGUAUAAUGCUUGUGCGUGUGUGUGCGUGCGCGUGUGUACGUACGUAUGUGUGCGCGCGUAUGAGUCGUGUACACAUGCGUACGGACAAUGGCACCAGGCAGACUGUUUAUAAAAGAAGAAACGAGCGGAUAUAUGUUUACGUUUUCGCGGAGAGAGACUCUUGCGAUCUCUCUGAACAACGUACGGUGUGUCAAAACGGGGCUCGCGCAAAACGACACGUCGGUGAUUAAAACCAAAAAGCGAAAGCCGUAAACGUUUGCCGUAACAAUAACGGCAAAUUGAUGUGAUUUUCACGCGUCAGUAUAUUGACUAACGUAGAGGAGAUAUAAUAAUUUAUCUCCGAUAUUGUGUGUGAAUUGUAUCAAUUUGCCGUUAUCGUUAUCGCGAACAACGUUACAUUUAUACUACAUCGAAGAAACGAACACGUGUGUGUAUAUAUUUUCAAUAACUAUUUCGUUUUAUACUGCACGCGCGGGAGACAUCGUGCGCGCGUGUGAAGGUGAGAACGCCGAUUGUUUUUUUAAGUGAUUUAAGUAUAUGAGAUGACUGAGGAAAAAACGAAAUUGUAUGAGAUCGUGAUCACGAUAACACGUGUAGUAGUGAAACGUUCGUUUCGUCUGUACCGACUGUGCGAUGUCGCAUGGCGUUCCCAAUUGCGAAAUCUAUCUCGCAAGGGUCUGUUGAAGAAGCUGCGUUUUUUAUUAAAUCACUUGAACCUUCGUACAAUCGUGAAGUGCUUCAAUCAGGGAAUAUUAUCCAACGAUCCGGACGUUAUCCGCGUAACUUACGAUGAAAUCGUUCGGCGCGGUUUACACAGCACGGUCUACGUCGAGGCUGUAAUCAAAAGAUACAAGAAGUUGUGUGAGUGCGAGACCCCGAGCAACAAUAAUGCAUUGAAUGCGGUGGAAAAUACACCUAACGGAAAUACAGUGAAGAUGGAGCCGGGGACUUUACAAAAACCUAUUCUCAAAAGAUCAUUGGACGGAGACCUAGAAGAGACCUUUAGUACAAAAAAACGUAAAAAUCCGCAACCGAAAAAUGCAGUAUGCGCAUUAAAUGAGUUGAAAAAUGGAGCUAUAUACAAGGUCGUGGAGCAGACCGGACCUACACACGCGCCGAUUUUUACCAUGGCUGUACAAGUUGAUGGGCAAACAUACGAAGGAAAAGGAAAAACCAAGAAGGCGGCUAAGCAAGCCGCUGCCGAAAUUGCGUUGAGAAACAUCGUUCAAUUUCGAACUCCCGAAGUUCAUCAAGCUAUCAAUACUUGCCAGCCUGUUGUGCCUCUUGAACCAGAUUUCACGAGCGACGUGACGGAACGUGAUAAUCAUCUUGUCAAUGCGUUUAAACCAUUAGCGCAGCAACCAAAGAAUCCUAAUACAUUUUUAGAUAAAGGCCCAGUAGCAUUGAUUAACGAACUCUAUCCGGGUAUUACGUAUAACUGCAUAUCUGACAACGGGGAAAGUUAUGCGAAGUUCACGGUUUCGGUAACUAUUGAAGGAGAGACAUUCGAGGGGACUGGUUCUAGUAAGAAACAGGCCAAAGCGGCAGCAAGUAAAGCUGCUUUAGCUAAAUUAAGAAAUGUCCAUAGUUCCUCAUUCUGUAUACCACUUCGCAUAUUUAAUAAUGCUGCAAAUUGGCAAGAAAUGACUCUGCCGCAGAUAUUAGCUGACAAAAUUGGCAAAAUGGUUAACACGAAAUUCGGAGAACUUAUUCAGAACAAGCCGCAGCACGCACGGCGUAAAGUUUUAGCUGGUAUUGUACAAACAAAAGGAACAGAUGCUCUACUAAUAUGUAUUGCUACUGGUACAAAAUGUAUAUCUGGCGAGCAUCUGAGCGUCAGUGGCGGUGCCGUGAACGAUUGUCACGCAGAAGUUGUGGCACGGCGAUGCCUCUGUGAGUAUCUGUACAAUCAACUGGAACUUCACAUUGAAGACAAGAACGCGGAGUCCAUUCUCGAAUCCACCAAAAAGGGAUUCAAACUGAAGGAAGGCAUACAAUUUCAUCUAUACAUCAAUACCGCUCCCUGCGGAGACGCGAGAAUCUUUUCGCCUCACGAAGAAAACGACGCUAUCGACAAACAUCCCAACAGACGAGCUAGAGGUCAGUUACGCACGAAGAUUGAAUCCGGCGAGGGGACUAUUCCCGUUAAGAGUCACGAGAGCCAAGGGAUUCAAACUUGGGAUGGUGUACUAAUGGGGCAAAGACUGUUGACGAUGUCGUGUUCGGACAAAAUAGCUCGAUGGAACGUACUUGGCGUACAAGGUGCGCUCCUAAGCCACUUCAUCGAGCCAAUUUACUUCCACAGCAUUGUCCUCGGCAGUCUGUUAAACCCGAGCCAUAUGUACAGAGCGGUAUGCGGUCGUAUUGAAAAUCAUAUUCAGGGUUUGCCGCCGCCGUAUAAACUUAACAAACCCUGUAUGAGUCUCGUCACGUCGAAUGAAGUGAGACAACCUGGAAAAGCACCUAAUUACAGCGUAAACUGGACAAUUGGACAACUCGAUGCUGAAGUUAUAAACAGCACAACUGGCAAAGAUGAAUUAGGGAAACCGUCUAGACUAUCGAAACAAGCGUUUUUCAGAAGAUUUUUCAAUCUCCUAAAUAACAAGGUUCCAACCAUAGAUGAAGUCGACGAAAAUAAAUGUCGUCACUAUCUCGAAGCAAAAUCUUCAGUAAAAGAUUACUCGCUUGCCAAGCAGCAACUAAAGGACGCUUUUAUGAGAGCGCAUCUUGGAAGCUGGGUAAAAAAACCGAUUGAACAAGAUAUGUUCGAAAUAGAUAUCUGACUAAAUUGGAGUGAUAAUAACAUCACAAUAAGUAAUUCGAAACCUCAAGACAUAGAUUAUGUAGUUCCUAGUGCAAACUAGAUCGCUCGUUCGGCGUGUCAUAAUAUGGCAGAAUUUGGUAUCAGUAAAGCAUAAAUCGUAGGAUUUCGCAAUUACAUAAUUCUUGAUUUUGAUCUCAGAUUUAUCGUGUUCAAAGUAUAUUACGAAUUAUUAGUGGUUAUUAAUAGUUACGUUCUAUUACAACAGUAGUCGAUAGAAAAAAAACAAAAAAACACAAAAAAAAAUCACAAAAAAAAAAUACCCAGUAUCAGAACUUGAAGCUUUAUAUUGUUUUGACGUAUUAAUAGCGGAGAUAGUUGUUAACGGAAAAUCGAUUUCAGCACACAUAUCCAUAUAGAAUUUCAUAGAAUUAAAUAUGAUCUUGUAAAGCAAUUUAUUAUUACGAUAAAAUUCUUAAUAAUUUUGAUGCAGCAUCCGAAAACGUAAAGGAGACAUAUAUUUAUUUGUAUAAAUUAUUUAUAAUAUAAUUUUUUUUUUUUUUUUUUUUUUCAUUUCUUUGUACAUAUAAUAAUUUCGUUGUUUCGUGGAGACAUUCUACAUAAUUUUCACCCUCUUCUUCAGUUUUUUGACACAUACUACAUAGGCAACUGACUUAAUCAAGUCAUUUCGUAUAGUAGUUUUUAAUUAAAGUGUAGCAUUAAGAGAUGCAACAUUUAGUCUUUUAUAGACAUAUACAUGUAUACACACAUAUAUAUGUAUAUACAUUAAAAAAAAAAAAAGUGCAUUAUACCUAGACAUUCCCAGAUAACAUUCUACAUCGAAAAUACGCAAAUUUUUUUAUUAAGAUUUAUCACAAAGAUAUAUAAUCGACUUGUUUAACAAAGAUAAGAAAUGAUAUCUCGUUCAGUGUGCAAUGUAUUUUUAUACGCACUUAUAUGCGCGUGUGAACAACGAACAUCACGUAUGUUAAAACUACACAAAUGAACAUAUCUUUUGUGUAAGUGGGUAUAAAAGGCUAUUCGUGUCGAACGAAAUUUGUACGAAUUUCUGUUUCGCGAGAAACACAACCACUUCCCCUCCCCGGGAGACGUCUUAACUUUAUUCGCAUUAUUCACAAGUCCGCGCAAUGCUAUCUGGGAUUUUUAUAAGGUAUUAGAUAUCGUGGCAACGAGUAAAGUUGCAACAACACUUUACAUCCUCGACGGCUGUGAUUGGAUUCAGAUCUGAAAAAAAAAAAAAAAAAAAAAAAAAAAAUGGAUCUUAAUCGUAAAAGAUACCAAUUUUGUUGCAAAGUUCAGCAAAAAAGGAGAGAGAUGGGACAGAGUUUUACAUCAUGAUGAUUCUGUACGCUCUGUACACAUACACACACACACACACACAUACAACACACGGUGUUCUCGUUUACCAAUUGCACUUGUUGAAAUCAUAUAUAUAUAUAUAUAAAUUUAUUUAUAGAAGCAACGCGAAAGUGAAUGCGAAGAACAUCUUUGGUCAACUUUCAAUUUUAGAAAAAAAACUUUAAUUAAAAACUCAAGACACAUUGUCCCCCCCCCCCCACACACAAUUGGUCCAAAUAUAUCUAAAAACUAUAUAUAUUUCAUCGUCUUGUGCAACGAUUCGAACUUGCGCUUUCUUAAGAUUUUUGUGAUAUAUUAUUUAGACAUAUGUGUAAAAAAUAAGAGAAAAUGUCCUCAACACAAGCAAGUUACGAACGGGAUCGCACGUGCUUUAGUAUAUUUGGUAACGGGUAUCGCAGUGAUUUUUGUUUUUUUUCUUUUUUGUUUUAUUUGUUUUUGUUUUUGUUAACACACAAAAGUCUUCUCGGUGUAGAUAAUUUAAUUUGCAAGAAGAUCGAAUUUUGUUUUUCCAAGGUAUUUGACUAAGAAAGUGUAUAUUCGAAAAACGGCAAAAUGUCAGGAAAUGUCGCCACUCGUGCGUAAACUUUUUUUUUUUACAAACACUGACGAAAUUUUAUCUGAUUUUGUAAAUUAGAAUCUUUUCGUAUCGAGUCCCGCGCGCGUAAUAUACGCGCAACUGUCUGCAACCAGUUCAAUGGCUAUUAUUUUCAGUACGUAUAUGAUAUUAUAGAUGUACAGGAAGUAUAAAACUAGAAGAGAGUAGACGAUGUAUAAAAAAGAAAAAACAAAAAAAUUACGAUACUACACACUAUGUGAAUUAUAUAGUUCUUCAGAUAUAAAAAUACGUUAUAAGUAAUAUAGAGUAUAUUAAUUAGAGGUAGAAAGAGAGAAUCCUAAGGUCAUUGCCUCACUGUGCCAGUAUUAUGAUUAAUACAAUUCUGCCGUAGUGACACACUGCCCGGUGCUGGUCCAGUUUUGCAUAAAGAACUUUAUUUGAUUUUAUUUUUAAAUAUACUACGUUUAUAUAUACAACACCGAAAAAACCAAAAAAACCUUUGUUGUUUUUUUUAGAGAAUCGCAUAUAUAUAUAUACACAAUAGAUUAAUUAUUAACUCGCAAAUUUAAGUAAUGAUUUUUUCCUCGAUAUACGUUUUAAGAAAAUCUUGUAUUAGAGAGAGAAACAAAAGACCUUAAUAUUAAGUGUGUAUGUUUUGCAUUAAGUAUAUGUAAUAGUAUAAAAUUUUAUUUUACGGUGGUGUUUGAGAGAUGUGUGAGAGAGAAACAUUUUUAUGUUCAAAAAUUUAUAUAUAUACGUCAAGAGUUGUUGUAUCAAGUUGUAAAGCGCCAACACACAACAUUUUUUUUUUUUUGAGGAUGAGCUCUAACGCCAGUUUCUUAUUUUUCUUGUAGCAUAAAACUUAAAUAUUGUAUUUCUCAAUCAUUAUUAUAAUUGAAUCGUAUUUAUUAGGUAGAUUGUGGCUACGGCGGAGUAAAGAGUGUUCGCUCGCUAUGUUAAAUAUGUGAUAAUAGUCGUAUAUUUGUGCCAAGCGAAUGGCUCAACGAAGUAUGUUGCUUUAUCUUCGCCUACGUUUAUAUAGCCAUAGAGAGAGUUGUUUCAUCUAACGAAUCAAGAUGCAAUUUAGGUUUUUCGGAUAAACAGAGCGGCAACGAGAAAAAAA
Messenger RNA from Pseudomyrmex gracilis, 9200 nucleotides. It is a transcript of the gene Adar, whose product is annotated as double-stranded RNA-specific editase Adar. The record is from RefSeq and is a predicted model, not a curated record. Gene Ontology annotation, cellular component: nucleolus; cytoplasm. Lineage: Eukaryota; Metazoa; Arthropoda; Insecta; Hymenoptera; Formicidae. Gene Ontology annotation, biological process: adenosine to inosine editing; RNA processing. The transcript is spliced from 8 exons. Gene Ontology annotation, molecular function: tRNA-specific adenosine deaminase activity; double-stranded RNA binding; double-stranded RNA adenosine deaminase activity. Bases 3923 to 6163 code for a protein of 746 amino acids.